AAAUUUAAGCUCUAAUUUAUUUAUUUUAUCCACCAUAAAACCACAGAGAAACUCCAUCGAUGCAGCUUCGAAACCAGUUAACCAUAUUCCCUCGUCUUUCCCGUUGAACAUAAUUGCCGUAGCUCAAGUUCCAGGUUGCCGUUGGGGUCUCUGGUUUUUUGCUCCAUUUGAAGUCACCGGCGAGGUGUCCAGUCGCUGAGGAUUUACUGUAAUAUAAGCUCAAUUCAUCUAUAUAAAGGGCCAUUGCAAAGUUAAUUCGCAAUGAGAAGAAGCAUAGCUCGGUGUCUGAGAGGCCUAAGAUCCUACUGUACUGAUGCCGGAGAUGGAUUUCAGAGCUCCAAACUCAAAAUAUUUGAUCGCCAUCUUAAGCGCAAGCAACGUGAUAGAGCGGCGUGGUUGAUGAAGCCAAAGGACUCUCUUGUUAAUACUGUGGCUGAGAAUCUACUGGAUCGAUUGGAGGAUUGUAAGAAAACAUUUCCUACGGUAUUGUGUAUGGGGGGUUCUCUAGAAGCUAUCAGACGAUUACUGCGCGGACGCGGUGGCAUCGAGAAAUUACUUAUGAUGGAUACAUCAUGGGACAUGGUAAAAUUGUGUAAAGAUGCUGAGCAGCAAAUGCCAACUGAUAACAUUGAAACAUCAUACAUUAUUGGUGAUGAAGAAUAUUUGCCCGUGAAAGAAAAUUCUGUUGACCUGGUCAUUAGCUGCUUGGGACUCCAUUGGACAAAUGACCUUCCUGGUGCAAUGAUACAGAGCAGAUUGGCUUUAAAGCCAGAUGGCUUAUUCUUGGCGGCUAUUCUUGGCGGAGAAACAUUGAGGGAGCUGCGGAUAGCUUGCACUAUUGCACAAAUGGAGCGUGAAGGAGGCAUCAGUCCACGAUUAUCACCCUUGGCACAAGUGCGUGAUGCUGGCAAUCUCUUGACUAGGGCAGGCUUUACUCUUCCUGGGGUUGACGUUGAUGAGUAUACAGUUCGAUAUAGCAGUGCUUUGGAGUUGAUAGAACAUCUCCGUGCAAUGGGAGAAACUAGUGCUCUACUGCAAAGGAGCAAGGUAUUGAAAAAGGAUACAGCCCUGGCCACAGCAGCUAUUUAUGAGUCAAUGUUUGCAGCCGAAGAUGGCACAAUUCCAGCAACAUUUCAGAUAAUAUACAUGACUGGAUGGAGGGAACACCAAUCUCAACAGAAACCAAAGAAGAGAGGCUCAGCCACAGUGUCAUUCCAGGAUCUCCAAAAGCAAUUUGGCAGUGAUGGUAACUGCUGACUUACACUCGACAUUCUUUAUCGAUGCAAUUCUAACCUGUUAUCUGAUUCUUCUCAGCAGCUAGCAGAUGAAAUAAUGGAAACUCCUGUUAAUUUAGAUACUCUCUCACACCUAAUAGUUCCAUAAGCACCUUUCAUUAUCAUGCAAAAUAAAAGGUAAUAAUCAUAACUUUCAGUAGAACCACAGUGUACUUCAACUUUUCCUGUCUUUUGAAAAAACCAUUGGUGUACGUCUCUAUUACGACGAGUUGUUGUUGAAAUUGGAGUGUCAUUGGAUUUACAAGAGUCCAUGGGUUAAUUUUUCA
Molecule: messenger RNA, 1561 nt
Organism: Solanum stenotomum
Lineage: Eukaryota; Viridiplantae; Streptophyta; Magnoliopsida; Solanales; Solanaceae
Product: putative methyltransferase At1g22800, mitochondrial
Exons: 12
Coding region: 262-1257 (331 amino acids)
Biological process (GO): mitochondrial respiratory chain complex I assembly
Cellular component (GO): mitochondrion
Molecular function (GO): S-adenosylmethionine-dependent methyltransferase activity
Source: RefSeq, a predicted model, not a curated record